GAGAGAGAAGAAGAAGAAGAAGAAGAAGCACAAAGUCCAGAGAGAGAGAGAGGCUGAGAAGAAUCUCCAUUGUUCGAGACACGACACAACUUGAGCGAUCUUUGGUCUCCUUCAUCUUCUCUAAACCAAUGACGGGGCUUGUGAUGGUGACUAAAUCUACCGUUGGUUGCGGCGGAGGAAAAGGAGGAGGAGGAGGAGGAGGAAGAAGCAAACCCACCGUGGAGGAGGAAGAGCAGAACCAGCAACUCUCUCUUGUUGAGUUUCUACUAACAGCUCUUCGUAAAUCCGUAAUCUCCUGCCGCGUCGAUAAUAACGGUCAAGACGACGUCGUAGGAGGAGGAGGGAUCUCUUCCGCAGCCGUUCAUCACAUGGAGAUCGGAUGGCCAACGAACGUCCGACACAUCACACACGUGACAUUCGAUAGAUUCCACGGCUUCCUCGGUCUCCCACACGAGCUUCAAGUCGAGAUCCCAUGUCGUGUCCCUAGUGCAAGUGUAAGUGUGUUUGGUGUCUCUGCGGAAUCAAUGCAAUGUUCUUAUGACCAGAAAGGAAACAGUGUCCCAACUAUUCUAUUACUAAUGCAGCAAAGACUCUACUCUCAGCAAGGUCUCAAGGCUGAAGGGAUCUUUAGGAUAAACCCUGAGAACAGUCAAGAGGAACAAGUGAGAGACCAACUCAACAGAGGUGUUGUUCCUGAGAACAUUGAUGUGCAUUGCUUGGCUGCUCUUAUCAAGGCUUGGUUUAGAGAGUUGCCUUGUGGAGUGCUUGAUGGUCUUUCUCCUGAGGAGGUUCUUAACUGCAACACCGAGGAGGAAUCUGUUGAGCUUAUAAAGCAGUUGAAGCCUACUGAGUCUGCUCUGCUCAAUUGGGCUGUUGAUCUUAUGGCUGAUGUUGUUGAGGAAGAAGAGUUUAACAAGAUGAAUGCCAGGAAUAUUGCCAUGGUUUUUGCUCCUAACAUGACUCAGAUGACAGAUCCAUUAACGGCUCUUAUGCAUGCUGUUCAAGUGAUGAACUUGCUUAAGACUCUCAUCACCAGAACAUUAGCUGAACGCGAAGGAACGACAAGCGGAUCAGAAGGAUAUUCACCAUCCCAUUCAUCAAAUUCCCAAACUGACUCUGACUCAGACAAUGCACAAGACAUGGAAGUCAGCUGUGAAUCACAAGGCACAGAUUCUGAAUCCGGAGGGGAAGAAGAACAAGAACAACAAGAUGAAAACGAUAUUGGAUCAUUAAGCUCGAUAGAGAACUGCUUCUUGAGUCAGCUCAACAACAAUGCUAGAGUUUCAAACAGCAGUAUGUCUGAAGACUUGAGCCCAAAAUGCUCUCCAGUGGUAUCAUUCACAGACAGCAAAAACAACACUUUAAGCUCAAGCAAAAGCGACCAAGAUGAAGCUAUGACCGUCUAAUUCAAAGCGAGUUUCCACGGGUGUUCCGGUAACAAUCACAUUUGUUUGUAGCUUUCUUUGUUUUUCUGCUUAAUCUGCUGCAGAGAACAAACACAAGAAGGAAGAGAACUUGGUUGUGUCUGUAAAUCGAAUACAGAGAUUAUUGUCCAACUUUGUUAGGGUCUUUAGAGUUUGUUGGGUGCUGAGUCUGAUAAGGGUUCAACAAGGGCUGAACCUGUCUGUUGACUGUUGUUGUAGUCCUUACUCCCAUGUUUGUGUGUUGUGCUGUUUGGUUUGUUUUAGCAAAGAUAAUCUGAUGAUCUCUCUUUCUAAUUUCAUUUGAAUCAUCAUUGAAUC
This is a messenger RNA of Raphanus sativus (radish), 1742 nucleotides long. Its product is annotated as rho GTPase-activating protein 2. Gene Ontology annotation, molecular function: GTPase activator activity. Gene Ontology annotation, biological process: signal transduction. The record is from RefSeq and is a predicted model, not a curated record. The coding region runs from base 129 to 1406 and encodes 425 amino acids. The transcript has 4 exons. NCBI's taxonomy places the organism in Eukaryota, Viridiplantae, Streptophyta, Magnoliopsida, Brassicales, Brassicaceae.